AUGAGCUCCAUCACUGACAAGGCAGCCAACUUCAUCUCGCGGGUCAACCCGCUCAAGGACCCUGGCUUUGCGCAGGAUGCCUCGCGAGCCCUGCACUACAACUAUGGCCCCGUCUCGAUCCUGGCCGCCUUUGCCGGCUCGCACCUCUUGCUGCAGCACCGUCUGCCCAUGCUCUUCUACGGCCUCGACCAGAACGUCUACCCGCGUGACGACCUGCGGGUCAACGGCGAGAAGCACGUCGCCUCGGGCAAGAUCACCCAGGCUCAACUUCGCCGCCUCAAGCGAUGGGAGGCUGCCCACUACAACGCCAUCGAGAACCUUCCCAUCUUUAUCGGCUCCAUCUUGUCGCUCCAGUUCGCCGGUGCUCCCAACCGCUUGAUCAACCGCGUCGCUGGUGUCUACCUCAGUGCACGUGCUGCUUUCGCCGCGCUCUACAUCUUCAACGAGGACGAGACACUCGCAUACGCACGCACCGUCGCUUGGUGGACCGGCAACAUCACCUGCAUCUACGGCCUGGUCAAGGCUGCCAGGUUCUUGAACCAUGGUGUAGCUGCCGGCAGCCCGGCUCUUUAG
Molecule: messenger RNA, 573 nt
Organism: Kalmanozyma brasiliensis GHG001
Lineage: Eukaryota; Fungi; Basidiomycota; Ustilaginomycetes; Ustilaginales
Product: Membrane-associated, eicosanoid/glutathione metabolism (MAPEG) protein
Exons: 1
Coding region: 1-573 (190 amino acids)
Cellular component (GO): membrane
Source: RefSeq, a predicted model, not a curated record